CACGCUGCUGGAGCCGCCGUCGUCGGGGGCGCUUAACGGCCCCGGGGACGCCCCGGACGACAGGCGGGUGGGCGUGGCCGCCCCCAAGAUGUUCGCCUUCGACGCCAUCUACACGGACGACGACGCGCAGUCCGAGGUGUGCGGCGGCGCGCUCACGGACCUCCUGCACGCCGUGCUCAACGGCAACGACGGCGUGCUCUUCUGCUUCGGACAUUCUCGGCAAGGCGCCGCCCGCACCAUGCUGGGCACGCCGCACGGCCCCGCCACGCUGGGCGCCGCGCCCUGCGCCGUGGCCUGGCUGUUCCGCGGCAUCUCCGAGCUGCGCGCGCGCGGCAACGCCCGCUUCUCGGUGCGCGUGUCCGCCGUGGAGGCCGCGGGCGGCGGCCGCCAGCCCCUGCGCGACCUGCUCGCCGCGCACGCCCACGACUCGGAGCAGUCCCCCGGCGUGUACCUGCGCGACGACCCGGUGCUGGGCACGCAGCUGCAGAACCACUGCGAGCUGCGGGUGCCGUCGGCCGAGAGGGCGGCGCACUACCUGGACUGCGCGCUGGCGGCGCGCUCGGACGAGGACGCGCACCUGCUGUUCACGCUGCACGUGUACCAGUACAGCGUGGCCGGCAAGGGCGGAGUGGCGGGCGGUCGCAGCAGGCUCCACCUCGUGGACCUGGGCCGCGGCGCGGCGGGCCUGCCGCUGUCCAGCCUGGGCCACGUCCUGCUCGCCAUCUUCAACGGCCAGAAGCACCUGCCGCACCGCGAGCACCGCAUCACGCAGGUGCUCAAGGAGUGCCUGUCGCCCAUCACCUGCCACGCGGCCAUGCUGGUGCACGCGCAUGCCUCGCAGGCGUACGCCGAGACGCUGGCCACGGUGCAGCUGGCGGCGCGCAUCCACCGCAUGCGGCGCCGCAAGAUCAAGUUCCCCGGCGUCAACACGGCGUGCGGGCCCGGCCUGGGCCACGGCCCCCACGGCCCCCACGACGACCUGCAGCAGCAGCGCGGCUCGGACCUGGAGCCUUCCUCCUCCGAGCAGUCGGCCGACACCGUCAUCUACGUGGGGCCCGCCACCGACGACGCGACCGACGGCGAGCACCCGCCCGUGUACCUGCCCGGGCUGGCGGACGGCGACCACCGCGGCGCCAUGGGCAGGGCCUUGCGGGGCUCCUCGGCGGAGCACCACCGGCCGCACGGGUCGCCGGGCCCGGGGCGCGCGCGCACCAAACAGACGCCGUCCAACAGCCCCAAGUCCUCGCCCGUCCGCAACGCGUCGUCCGCCAAGUCCUCCCCCGCCAAGUCGGCCGCCAAGGGCAGCACGGCGACGCAGGGCGCUGGCGGCGCGGAGGAGCGCUGGAUCGACGGGCCGCGGGUGUCCAAGUCCAGGGUGGUGGAGGCGCGGACGCUCAUCUUGAAGGAGGGCCACGCCAAGCGGGAGACCUGGGUGGACGGCCCGCUGCAGAAGGCGGGCGGCAACGGCCUCGCCAUGCUGGGCAACGGGCCCGCCUCCGGCAACUACGGCUUCAUGGACUCGCACAAGAAGUCCAUGAUCAGGCGGUGGGUGGAGAACCAGACGGUGCACAUGAAGCACCUCGGCGUCAACCUGGAGACGUCCGAGGACGUGGCGAUGGCUGCCGGGGCGGAGUCCGAGGACGACGACGGCCUGGUGGACCCCAAGUUGAUGGCGGACAGCAGGCACGGGCGCGCGGUGAACGGGCGCGCGGCGACCGGGCGCAGCGGGGCGAGGCUGUCGUCGGGGGUCCGGCACCGCCACGACGACGACCCCCGGGUGCGCUGCGCCGAGAUCCGGCAGAACGCCAGCCUGGAUCAGGCCAAGGCGACUGCCGGCUCGGAGCCGCAGCGGCCUGACCACCUGUCCCUGACGAGCACGACGACCAGCCGGCUGGCCCCGGCGCCGGCGUGCGACCAGGGCGCCCCGUGCGUCGCCGCCAACGCCCCCGUCGAAGCCGCCCCCGCCCCCCUCAACUCGGACGCCGUCGAGGUGGCCAGCGAGUGCACCAGCGUCACGGACGAAUCGGCCGCCGAUCUCAUGGACGAGGACGACGACGACGACAUGCUGCUGGAGGUGACCAACGUGGGCGACGACGUGGAGAUCAUCGAGGUCCUGGAGCCUUCCGAGCCCGUGCCGAUGGUGGACUGCUGCCUUCAGGUGACGGAGGAGGACAUCGCGCUGUGCAUGGGCGAGAACCCCUUGCCCGAGGUGGACCAGGACGGCCCGGUGGAGCACCCUCUGCGCGUGCUGUCCCAGGAGAACCUGACGGUGGUGUCGACGUUCGCGGACACGCUGUCGCUGGCCUCGGACCUGGAGUCGACGUACUGCCCGCUGCGGUCGCGCUUCGGGCCGCCGCCGUCGUUCGCCGGGGUGACGAGCAUGGCGGGGCCGGCGUGCUGCCGCCUGGACCACGGCCUGGACCACCGCCUGGACCACGGCGCGGACGGCUUGGAGCACGACGCGCGCGGCCAGCUCGCCCGGCUGCACGACCAGUACCGCACCAAGCUGGCGGCCGCCACGUCGUCGCGUCGCGCCGCCAACGCGGCCAACGCCGCCAACGCGCUGCCGUCGUCCGCGGGGCCGGGGUCGCGGUGCACGUCGCUGUCGCUGUCCGACGUGCUGCACGGUGUGGGCAGCAACGGCGCCGCCUCGGACAGCGAGCGGGACGGCGACGGCGACGGCGAGCACGCCGCCAACGACGUGGGCUCCAUCUACAGCGAGCCGCCCUACCGGCUGCAGCAGCAGCAACAGCACGCCGCCAACGGCCACGCCAACGGCCACUGCAACGGCACGCUGUGCGACAACUGCCAGCGCAGCUUCGCGCCCACGUCGUGGCACAGUCCGGCGCACUCCGCCACGCGCACGCGCGGCUCCACGCUGCAGCGCUACUACGGCAACCUGCGGCACCCCGACGGCGCGUCCAAUCCGGACCUCAAGGAGGAGGUCCUGGCGCCGGUGGCGCCGCUGGCCUCGGCCAUCGACUGCGAGGAGAUCGAGAGGAAGAUCGACGCCAAGCUCAAGGCCGCCGCCAACGGCCUGCCCCACCUGGGUGAGUACGCCGUGGCCGUGCUGCCCCUGCACGUCGCCGCCGCCGCCUCGCCCGUGGACUCGGACGAGGAGCCGGUGGUGCCGCCGCCGCUGCCCGCCUCGCCCACCUCGCGGCUGCACCAGCGCCUGCUCAGCCUGUCGGACCACUCGGCGUCGCCCAGGAGUAGGAGCAGCACCCCCGUGAGCGGCGACUGCCUGCCGUCCGGGCUGCCGGGUCUGACCACGGCCCCGGGCCCCGGGUCGGCCGCGUCCGCCGGCUCAGCGGGGUCCGGUACCGGCUCCGGCACCGGCUCGGGGUCUGGCGGCUCGGGCGGCUCGGGCAACCACGGAUCCAGCUCCGGCUACGAGAGCCUCGGCUCGGCACCGCCCUCGUGCAGUGGCAGAGACAGCCGCGAGGGUCGCGACUCUGGCAAGGAGGACGCCCCCGGCGUGUACGGCCGCGAGGAGAGGGGCUGGGCCUCGGCCACGUCCAGCCCGCGCGCCCGCCACCACCACCGCGGACCGCGGCGCGACAAGGAGGACAAGGAGGCCCUCGCCAAGCACUGGACCUACGAACGUUCCCCGACCGCCGGCUGCCUCCCUGACUCGUGGGCGUGGUGCUGGUGCUCGUCGUGGUCGGGCGACAAGUGCGACCGCCCCCGGCCCCGGCCCCUCGCCGCGCCCGCCCCCAGGCCCGCCCCCGUGGCGGCGGCAGCUGGGGCGCCGGGUGCCGCCGACGACGCGCGAUAG
Messenger RNA from Thrips palmi, 3778 nucleotides. RefSeq lists its product as uncharacterized. Gene Ontology annotation, biological process: microtubule-based movement. The record is from RefSeq and is a predicted model, not a curated record. The transcript has 14 exons. Gene Ontology annotation, molecular function: microtubule motor activity; microtubule binding; ATP binding. NCBI's taxonomy places the organism in Eukaryota, Metazoa, Arthropoda, Insecta, Thysanoptera, Thripidae. The coding region runs from base 89 to 3778 and encodes 1229 amino acids.